Molecule: messenger RNA, 1047 nt
Organism: Mytilus trossulus (common blue mussel)
Lineage: Eukaryota; Metazoa; Mollusca; Bivalvia; Mytilida; Mytilidae
Exons: 3
Coding region: 217-1047 (276 amino acids)
Cellular component (GO): nucleus
Source: RefSeq, a predicted model, not a curated record
CUUGUCUGGGCCCGGUUGUUCAACUUGUCGUUAACUUAACGUAAGCGUUAAGUUUAACGUGUCGUUAAAUACUCUAACGUAUCGUUACUUAACCCAUGGUUAAAAUGGUGUUGUUCAACUUGGUUUAACGCCGUCGUUAGUUAACGAUGACGUUAAAUAAUUUAACCACUCGUUAAAUAUUUAACUAAAGUUUAGAGAUUAUUCUCUUUACCCACAAUGCAUUGGUUUGUUAAUAUUUACUUCAACAUGGCUGACAAGUCUUCUGCUAAAACACAAAGGGACAGAAAACCUAACUUUUCCCAAGAAGAAGUAAAUGUAAUUCAAGACCAAGUGCAAAAGAAUUACAAAGUUAUUCAUGAAAAGUUUGGGGAUGGUAUAACCAAUUCCAGAAAGACUGCUGUCUGGAGCAGGAUUUCCAUCUUGGUCAGUGCUUUGGGUGUUGCCAACAGGUCUCCCAAAGACUGCAAAGACAAGUGGGCUAACACCAAGAAGGAGGCUAAGAAGGUUUUUAACAACCGUAACAAAGAGCAGAGGGCUACUGGUGGUGGUCCACAGCCCAAAAAACUGAGUCUGGCCAUUGAAAGAACAAUAGACCUUUGUAAAGACUCAGCUUCUUUCAAAGGUCUUGAAGGAGUUGAAAGUGUACUUGAUGACAACUCAGCAGCAUUGCCAGAGGAGAGUGCAAGUAAUUCCCAGGACCUGUUUGAUACCCCUCCAAGCCAACCACUUUCCCAAUCUGGAUCUGAAUCCAUUCUUCAGCCAGUACCACUACUACCGCUUCUACCGGCUGUAAAUAUUCAGGUGCCACGCCCAGCAGCUGCAGUAGUUGAGCUGGGGACUCUAACAGCAAAGAAAGCAGAAAAUCCAAAGAAGAGGAAAGCAACUGCUGAUGAUGUUUAUGGGCUUCAGGUACUGUAUUUGAAGGGUGAAAUGGCAAAACAGACAAAAGAAAUGAGGAAACUAGACCUCCAAAUAGAGUUGCUGGAAUUAAUGAAACAAGACAAGGAGAAUACACCAUUAACAUUUUGUCAACUUUUAAUGAAUUAA